This is a messenger RNA of Belonocnema kinseyi, 1201 nucleotides long. Its product is annotated as probable protein kinase DDB_G0277539. The record is from RefSeq and is a predicted model, not a curated record. The transcript has 3 exons. The coding region runs from base 137 to 748 and encodes 203 amino acids. Lineage: Eukaryota; Metazoa; Arthropoda; Insecta; Hymenoptera; Cynipidae.
CCACACAAAAUUAUCAGUCCAUAUCUUUUUUAUUUAAUGAAAAACUUUUAGAAAUAUAUACUAAAUAUAUUGUUUAUUUUCAAUUAAUAGAAUGCAGUAAAUUCUUUUAUUGAGAAGAAAUAAACAACGAGGAAACAUGAUGACAAAACUGGAAAUAGUGAUGUUUUUGGUGGGCGUUUCCGCUAUUAAUUUAUCCGCUAUCGAUGUAUCUGGAAAUCCAUUUCUGAGAAAUGCCAGAAUAAAAUUAUUGCCAGGUGUGAAUGUCCAGGAAUCUGAGGCAAAUAUUUUAACUCCCAGAAUUACCAACAACGUGAAAGAUGAUGACUUAAAUACAGAAAAUCUGGGUGGAUACAGGCCACUUUUUCCACCGUACUUUCCCCUAAAUAAUCCAUUUCCCAGUAACAAAGUGUAUUUCGAUCAAGAAUAUUACACUCGAGGAACUGAUGAGCUUAAUUUCCCCAGCAACGCAAAUCUAGAUCGAGAUAAUUUUGCACGUUCUCAGCCUGUUGAGAAUUUGCAACCAAUCCCUGUGCAACAAAAUUUUCCUUCUAUUGGUACCACAAAUAAUAAUGAUAAUAACAAUAAUAAUAAUAUAAGAACCUUCCAAAAAACUAGUUCUUCUGUCACCAAUGUUCGGACCUUAGAUCCUUCCACAAAAAAUGUUGAUUUACUGCCUAUUUUUAAAAGUUGGUCAUCUGAUUUUAAAUUCAAAGGCGAUCAUGAAGUAUCUUUUAUAACGUAUCAAUAACUUUUUUAUUUUCAUUGUAUUAUUAUAAGAUAGUGAAAAAUUAACAGAGACAAAAUUAGGGUAUCGGUCAUUUUUUCGGUUCAAUUUAAAUUUGGCUUCCUUUAGAAACGGAAUUCCAAUGGAACCCUUUUUAAGGGUUUUUUGGUCGUUCAUUGAUAGCCGAUAGAUGGCGACAUAUAAAAACAUAUCUACAGUCGGUAAACAUUUUUAACAUGACCUUAAAAACUGUCUUAUCUCGUUUAUAUUAUUUUUCUUUCGAUGAUGAAUAAUCUUUCUAAUUUUAGUUUAUAAAAUUUCGAAAGUGAGUCGAGGAAAAAAAAAGAUAUGUACUCAUAUCAAGGGUUUCUUUGGAACAAUUUAUGACUUUGGGUUCCUUUUCAGCAAGAAAAGUUCCUUUUUUUCCAGCGCCCUUUGAACCGAAACUUGUUUCUAAUAGAAACCCCAGUUUUUCUG